UCAGUUUCACAGAACAUUGUAAAGGAGAGAGAAACGGAGAGUGAAGAAGAGAGGUAGAGAGAGAAAAUUCUCUCAAGCAUGCAAACGCCGAGUCGACCCAAAACAAGUUCCAAUUUCACCAAUCCAAAUCUUCUCAAUUACCAUUUCGAGUCGUUUCUCUAACACCCCAUCAAUCAAUUUCUCUCCAAUUUUGAGCUUCUUCAUCCAUGGCGGUUUCCGACGUGGACGCAGUGCUCGAAUUUCUUAAGAAAAAUGGGUUUUCAGAGGCAGAGUCGGCUCUCAAAAGGGAUGUCGUCGACAAAUCCGAUUUGGGUUCUUUUGAUUUUGAAAAAUUCUUCUUUCCGAUGCUCCCUGCUCCACCUCCGGUCAGAAUCCCCUCCACUUCCCGGCAAUUCGCCGCUCUUUCUGGCGGCGAGGCCGACGGCGACCAUCGUUUUGGAUCGAACUCUGUUUCCUCUGAUGAUGAGUUUGUGAGCUUGAGGUCUUCUACUUCUGACGUUUGCUCUUCUGAAUUCAUCAAUCCUUACGGUGUUUCAUCAGAGUCUUCUUCAGAUAUCGCCUCUCAGUUCGACACGGCGCGUGAUUACCACGAAUUCGAUUUGCAGAAUGAUCUCCUUUGGUAUGAUGAGAAAGAGGAUGUGAAUUUCUUUGGCUGCCCCAGUGAGGAUAAGUUUAUAAUGACUACUGAGAGAGACGAGCAGUUUAGUAGUUUGUCAGCUCCCGAGAAGUCGAUUCUUUGUCGUACAGCUCACUCGAGUGACGAACGUUUGAUCGAGAUCACAAAUCAUCCUUAUAAGCAAGGCUUAGAGGGGCUGUCUGAGGGUUGCCUUCCUUUUUGCAAAUGUUGUGUUGCCAAUGGAGAGUUUUAUAGCCACAAGAGUGAUUUCCAGUUGAAAGUAGUUAAAGACAUUGCCACUAACUGUGAUUCCUCGACCGAAAUAUAUUGUUCUUCGAACUUCGUCCACGGGUUUGAAAAUAACAAUGACUCCCUAAGUAAAGUUCUUGAAAAAAGUUAUAUACAUAACGCAGCUGAUGGCUAUAACGUCGAUAGUCAUGGAGAAGUAGAGGAGGAAGCCGAUGAAUCUGAACCAGUUACAGAUGGAGAUGGCGUUGCUGCUGACGAGCUACCGAUGUGUGGUAUCAACGACGAUGAAUUUGAAGUAUUUGAUCUGAGAAUUAUACAUAGAAAGAACAGGACUGGAUUUGAAGAGAGCAAGGAUUUUCCUAUUGUGCUAAAUACCGUCCUUGCAGGCCGAUACUAUGUAACCGAGUACCUCGGAUCGGCUGCUUUUAGUAAAGUUAUUCGAGCACACGAUCUACAGACGGGCAUAGAUGUUUGCCUAAAGAUCAUAAAAAACGACAAAGAUUUCUUUGAUCAGAGCUUAGACGAGAUCAAACUUCUAAAGCUUGUCAACAAACACGACCCUGCAGAUCGGCGUCACAUUUUACGGCUGUACGACUACUUUUAUCAUCAGGAACAUCUCUUCAUUGUUUGUGAACUACUUCGAGCGAACUUGUACGAGUUUCAAAAAUUCAAUCAAGAGUCUGGUGGAGAUGCUUAUUUUACAUUUCGUAGAUUGCAGUUUAUUACGCGUCAGUGUUUGGAGGCAUUGGAGUUCUUGCAUCAUUUGGGAAUCAUUCACUGUGAUCUAAAGCCAGAAAACAUUCUUCUUAAAAGUUACAAACGAUGCGAGAUUAAGGUUAUCGACCUUGGAAGCAGUUGCUUUCAAUCAGAUAACUUGUGCCUAUACGUGCAGUCUCGAUCGUAUAGAGCUCCGGAAGUAAUUCUAGGCCUCCCGUAUGAUCCAAAGAUCGACUUAUGGUCUCUUGGUUGUAUCUUGGCUGAGCUAUGGUCUGGAGAAGUAUUGUUUCCGAACGAUGCAGUUGUAAUGAUCCUUGACCGCAUGAUCGGGUUGUUCGGUCCCAUCGACCUGGAGAUGCUCCUAAAAGGACAGGAGACACACAAGUACUUCACUAAAGAAUAUGAUCUGUUUUAUAUGAAUGAGGAAAAUGAUCAAAUGGAGUUCAUCAUCCCCGAAGAGUCCUCCUUGGAGAAUCAUUUGCAGGUUUUUGACUCCGUGUUCAUUGAUUUCCUUUCGAACUUACUCGAGAUCAAUCCAGAAAGACGACCAACUGCAAAGGAAGCUCUGGCACAUCCGUGGCUGUCGCAGUCGUACCCGUAAACAUUCUCAUAAUUUUUUGAAGAAGUAUCAAAUAAAUUAAAGAAAGUAAUAAUAAGAGGGAAAAAGAUAAAAAAGAAUUGGCUUCUGGUUUUGCUCUUUUUUGUAAAUGUCUGAAGAAAAAGAAACUUUGUAGAAUUGAUUCAAUGAAUUAGAAACUUGUCAAUUUUGUGAUAUGAGAAAUGAAAGUUUUGGUUUUUGCUUA
Messenger RNA from Cucurbita moschata (crookneck pumpkin), 2385 nucleotides. RefSeq names its product serine/threonine-protein kinase ppk15-like. Gene Ontology annotation, molecular function: protein serine/threonine kinase activity; protein tyrosine kinase activity; ATP binding. The record is from RefSeq and is a predicted model, not a curated record. Lineage: Eukaryota; Viridiplantae; Streptophyta; Magnoliopsida; Cucurbitales; Cucurbitaceae. Gene Ontology annotation, cellular component: cytoplasm. Gene Ontology annotation, biological process: peptidyl-serine phosphorylation; peptidyl-threonine phosphorylation. The transcript is spliced from 7 exons. The coding region runs from base 207 to 2183 and encodes 658 amino acids.